Spirodela intermedia is the source of this 4852-nucleotide messenger RNA. The record is from the annotation of a GenBank genome assembly. Lineage: Eukaryota; Viridiplantae; Streptophyta; Magnoliopsida; Alismatales; Araceae.
AUGACCAGUUGGUCAUCGGAUGAACACACGGCGAGUUAUGGACCGAUGCAACAUCAGCCGCAGAGCGGAGCCAUGUUGCUGAUUCAGUCGACCUCCGGCUUUGGCCGCAAAGGUCAGAAGAUGUCCCUUUCGGGUUCCAAGGAGAAGGAGAAGCCUUUCUCGCGGAUCUGCAAGCCUUGCUUGCCGAUUAGAGUAGGCAUGUUACUUCUAGCCUUGGCAUCUGCCGCGGUUCUCGUGAUGAUUUUGACUGGCUUCAAAAGAUGUAAGGCCUUUACUUGCUACUUACUUUUUGUUCUAGUGUUCCUAUUUGACACGAUUUCCUAUUUAUUCAUUCAUCUCGAAAUUUGAUAGAAGCUUCAAGAUUUCGCGUGCCUCAUCUAUCUUUUCUAUUUUGACGUGUAUUUAAGUUCAACAUUCGCCAGUCGAGUAUCGUAUCUUCUUUUUUGUUCCAAUUGAGUUACAUUCAGAUUUUUAACUGCGUGGAAAAGCGUGGGUAAUAUGAUGGACUUCAGAGUCUUAGUUUGUGCAGAAAAAAUCCGCAAUUUAUUGUCCACUCUAAGUCGGUAUAUCAGCCUAUUUGGUUCCUUCACCCACAAUGAAAGCCAAUGUCUCUUCCCUUGUGGAUGAGAGGAACUAGCAUGGCGCGAGCUUUCGUCUGAAGACGGUCCACAACGAGUAAAGAUUGCCAAGGAGGACUCAGGCAGAACUUACCCGCAAUCUUUAGUCAAAUUAUGAAGAAAGGCACUUCAGAGAACUGAUAUUAUACCUGCUCCUCAGAAUAGCUCAUGGAAUGAUCUUAUCCUUUUAAGCUUGGAAGAAAACAUAGGAAUUGAAAUUAAUAUCAUUGAAAGGAGCAAGCCUGAGAAGCAGUAAAAGACACAGAUAGACCAUGUUCUUUCCUUAUUAUCACCUGCACCCCCACUAUUGCAACACAAAAAAUUAAAAAACCCUUAAUCCUGGUGUACGUUGACCUAGCAUGAUGACUAGUAGUCGAUGAUGACUUAAUGUUGAUGCCUUUACUUUCCAUCAUACUGCCUCCUUUUUUCUGGAAGGAAUGUCAUAAUCUGUUGAAUUUUUGGGGAUAACAGCAGUGUCUCCUAAGAAUGCGAUACAUGCAUACCCAAGUUUUGGAGUCUUCUUUUCCAGCUUUUGUCUUGGUUUGAAUCAUUUUGGUCUGUGGUACGCUGGAUAUCUUGAAUCAUCCGUAUUUAACGCUUCAACUUUUUUAUAAAAGACAACUCAUCUUUAGAUCGAGCUACUCAUUUCAUGUUGAAAAACAAAAGGGCUUCUGUAAGACCAGAUUAUCUUUUGGUUGCCUUUUUCCAGUAAUGAUUGUGAGAUGCUGAAUGAAGUUCAUCAAUCCUUGCAUCUUGCUUUCUGUAUAUUGGAUAGCCCAUCUUGACGAGCUAAACACUUUUGAGCGUCUCUAAGCAUUGAAUUUGGUGUUUAUUAUGCUAAAAAUAAUUUUGAACUGUAAUUUUUCUUCCUCCUCCGACUACCAUGGAUCUAGUUCCUUUCUAAUUUUUUUUGACUUGAACGAAACCUGACUGCUGUGUGUCUGUUUCUCAGCGAUUACCCUAUCAGAAAUCCCGAAGGCAAGUGAAUUUUCUCCAUUUCCUCAAGGUUCACGCCCCCUUGUGUCUGGUGUGCCCACAGCUUCUUCUUUUAUUUCACAAAAUGAUAAAAGGAGCAUGGAGGAACGCCCUCCACCAAAGGGCAACCUAGACGUUCCUAAAAACAGGUCUCAAUAUCAUAUUCCAGUUGCUUUUGAAACUCCUUUACCUCUAAAGCAUCCUUGCGAAGGCUUCUCAUUUUCACCACCACCUGCUGAUAAGAAACGCACAGGCCCUCGCCGUAAGUUAUUCAAACAUAAUUUCUUUUAUGAAGCUUAUGAUGUUAUUGGUCAUGGUUUUCCCACUUUUGUUCAGCUUGUCCUGUAUGUUACGUGCCUGUGGAGCAUGCAAUAGCCCUAAUGCCAGCUACAUCAUCAAUAUCUCCCACUCUCAAGAAUUUGAUGUACGUGUCUGAAGAAGAUCCCUCCACAGAUGAGUCAAGUAGUGGGUUUAAAUUUGGUGGACAUCCCUCUAUGAAGCAAAGGAACGAAGCCUUUGACGUGAAAGAAUCAAUGUCCGUGCAUUGUGGGUAUGCUUUUCCUGAACUUUUUAGCUUAUUUGAGUAAAUAUAGUAUGCUGACGAGGGUGAAACAAAAAAAAGAGGAUUUUAUCAGUUGAAACAAAAUUAGCAGGGGCAAGGCAUUGUCUUUUGUUUUACAACUUUCGUUUCUUUUUUCAGGAUUUAGACAAGGAAAACUGUUCACCGCUUCCUUUGCUUCAUUUUCAGAAUUUACAAUGUUGUCAAUCACUUAGUUUCAGGAGAGGUUAUGCUUGUAGAAUGGCUUGUCGAGUGAAGAAUCAGGGCUUCUUUUUUUUCUGAUCAAACAAGGCUAUGAAUUGACUGAUGUAUUCCUGGACUGCUAAUAAGCACAAGAGUUCGGACCUAGUACUUUCAGUUAGUCUGCAUAAAUCCUAUAGCGAUUAAGUGAUGUCAAAUAAUUUUUUGUAUUUAAUUAUUUUGAAUCGUUAAAAUGCCAUUCCACUUGGUUGUACACUGUUUGUUUAUUAGUUUAUUUUACAGAUUUGUCUAUGGAGAUAGGCCUGGAAAUGGUACUGGCUUUGACAUUGAGGUUGCUGAUCUUCUUGAGAUGGAACAAUGCCAUGGAGUUGUUGUUGCGUCUUCCAUAUUCGGUACUCUUGGGUUUCGUUUACCAUAUCUUGUUUAUUAUAUUGAAGCUCUUCAUGUGUUUCAGUUGAUCAGGUUUUCUUUCUGAUGAAUAGGGAACUACGAUAUAAUGCAACAGCCAAAAAACAUAAGUGAAGCAGCAAAAAGGAGUGUGUGUUUUUACAUGUUUGUGGACGAAGAGACCGCAGCCUGUAUAAAGAAUUCUACUACCCCGGGCAGCACAAAUAGAGUUGGAUUAUGGAGUGUGGUGAUCAUCAGAAAUCUUCCAUAUUCUGAUCCAAGGCGUAAUGGAAAGGUAUUUCCUCUCUUUUAUAUUUCCAUUGCGGAUGGACCAGACUAAACUAACUCAAACACUAUACCACUUGUUAUAAAUUGACACUUAGAUGGGUCUAACGCAACAUACAAUUUAAGUUUGAGUAGGUGCAGGAUUGCAUGUAACCGGCAUAAAUGUUUUUAAUUUAUUUGAACCUAGGCUCUCGUUUCUCAUUCUCCGAAUUGGUGAUAUGGAUUAGUUAUUUUACCCUGCUCCGUUUGAUUUAUCCGUGAGCUAUCUCUAGCAGCUGUAUCUUAUGCAGCAUUCAAAGUCAUCUAUUACUCACUAGAACAUAAACUAGCAUGGCAGUAGACGUUUUACUUUUCAGAUGUUUACCUUCCUGCCUUAAUUGGUCUGCUUUUAUCCUUUUUUGUGACACUGUUUUACUUAAUAAUGACUUACGCCAUCCACUUUCAGCGGAAUAGUGAGCUCUCAGAAAUCCUGAUAUUUCGCUAUGAAGUCUUCGACUAGUAAUUUUCCUACCAGUAUCAUGUUAUCUGACGUUGAGAUGCUCGCUGCCUUUAUUGCAUCUUCUAAUCUCACUAGACAUUAUGUCUAACGGGGUUUGUACUGUAUUAUGCCAUCUGUUAAUCUCUGUUAUUUCUGUUGCUUGCAGGUUCCCAAGUUUUUACUUCAUAGGAUUUUCCCCAAUGCUCGAUUUUCUCUAUGGAUUGACGGAAAACUUGAACUGGUUGUUGAUCCCUAUCAAGUUCUGGAGAGGUCAUUCUCGCUAAGUUUAGUUAUUUGUUUUUCUCCCAAAUGCUCACUUCUGCAUACCUGCGAUCUCAGUAUCAUGUUUCUUCGUCCAUAUCAACCGCAUCAAGUCAAAUCUCUAUUCCUAUUUGUUCUACGUUCAGAGUCCCAAAUCAGAACCAAGCAUGUAGUUAUAAAUCUUCUUCUGAAAAUUCGAUAUCUUAAAACUGCUUCAGCCUUUAUAUACUAAAUUAUUAUUAUCCGUGUUCAGAUUUUUGUGGCGGAAGAAUGCCACUUUUGCUAUCUCUAGACACUACAAACGCUUUGAUGUUUUUGAAGAAGCAGAAGCUAAUAAGGCAGCUGGGAAGUAUGAUAACGCUUCCAUUGAUCGUCAGAUUGACUUUUACAAGAGCGAGGGGCUGACUCAUUAUUCCUCAGCGAAGCUCCCCAUAACGAGUGGUACAUACGUGAAGUUUUUUCAUCUGCUCACUGAAUUGGUCCUGAGACUGGAAUUUCACCCCCCUAGUUUUUUUAUUCUUUUCAGAUGUUCCAGAAGCCUGCGUGAUCAUCAGAGAACACACUCCCAUCAGUAAUCUCUUCACAUGUCUUUGGUUUAACGAAGUUGAUCGGUUUACUUCCAGAGAUCAGCUUAGUUUCUCCACCGUGAGGGAUAAAAUAAGGUCAAAAGUGAAUUGGACUAUUGAAAUGUUUAUGGAUUGUGAGAGGCGCAACUUUGUUGUCCAGGUAAAACACAUUUAUAGAUAGAUAGAUAGAUAGAUAGAUAGAUAGUUUUGUGUUCAUUUAAAUUAAAAUAAACAGUCUAACAAAUUAAUAAACAAUGUUCUGUCAAAUAUUCAUGUCGUUUCUCGUCUGAGGGAUUGAACUGAGGGGAUUUUGCUAAUUUGAUAAUUGUGGAUCAUGCAGGGGUAUCACAGGGAUGUUCUAGAGCAGAAAAGGGCUCUUGUUGCUAGCUCAGGUCGACCACUGGCUCAACUUGCGCCACCGAGUCCGCCCAAGGAGUUGCUACCGGAGAGUGUGCCCAUCUUGAAGGUGAAAAAGGCUCCCAUCAGACGGGGAAGAGAGAUGAAAUCUAGUUCAAAGAGGUGA